AUGCCUCGCGGCGGCGGGCUCAUGGCGCUGGGGGCGCGGCUGCGGUUCCUGUUGGCGGUGUGGACGCUGGCUGGUCUGGCCCGGCGCAACGCCGGGGAGGCGGGCGAUGGAGGGUGGCAGCGGCGCGGGCCCGGGGCGCCGGCGGCCCUGGCGGAGGAGCAGUGCUGCGCGGUGGAGCGUCGGGCGGACCUCAGCUACUCCGAGUUCGUGCAGCACUACGCCUUCUCCAGACCCGUCAUCCUGCAGGGGCUCACAGACAACUCGAGGUUCCGGGCUUUGUGCUCCCGAGAAAGGCUACUGGCCUCCUUUGGGGACAACGUGGUUCGGCUGAGCACUGCCAAUACCUACUCCUACCGGAAAGUGGACCUGCCCUUUCAGGAAUAUGUGGAGCGUUUGCUGUAUCCCCAGGACCCUACCUCCCUGGGCAACAACACCUUGUAUUUUUUUGGGGACAACAAUUUCAGUGAAUGGGCAUCGCUCUUUCAACACUAUUCCCCACCACCAUUUAGUCUGCUGGGUACCACUACUGCUUACAGCUUUGGAAUUGCAGGAGCUGGUUCUGGGGUGCCCUUCCACUGGCAUGGGCCCGGGUUCUCAGAGGUGAUCUACGGCCGCAAGCGCUGGUUCCUAUACCCCCCUGAGAAGACACCAGAGUUCCAUCCCAACAAAACCACGCUGGCCUGGCUUCAGGACGUGUACCCAACCCUGGCACCAUCUGCGAGGCCCUUGGAGUGCACCGUCCAGGCUGGUGAGGUGCUGUAUUUCCCAGACCGGUGGUGGCAUGCCACGCUCAACCUGGACACCAGUGUUUUCAUCUCUACCUUCCUCAGCUAG
Odobenus rosmarus divergens (Pacific walrus) is the source of this 834-nucleotide messenger RNA. RefSeq names its product jumonji domain containing 8 (gene JMJD8). The record is from RefSeq and is a predicted model, not a curated record. NCBI's taxonomy places the organism in Eukaryota, Metazoa, Chordata, Mammalia, Carnivora, Odobenidae. Gene Ontology annotation, cellular component: cytoplasm. Bases 1 to 834 code for a protein of 277 amino acids. The transcript has 9 exons.